AUGGACAUGGAUUUGCUCAGUUUUACGUGUAUUAGACCUCAUACUUUUUUUUCUAAAACUUAUUAUUUGAAAGUGAUGGAUGAUGAAGUUUUGAUAUCAGCUUUUAGCAAUUAUUAGAACCCAAAAUACCGCAUAGAACUUAAAUUAACAACAUAAAUUUUAUGGAAAAUGGGAAAGCAAUAAUUAAAAGCAUUCGGAAUAGUUUACCAGAAUAAAAUUAAAUAUUUUGAAGCAUCGUAAAUGCAUCUUGAAUCUUUGAAAAAUGCUCUUGGUGGUAGGGUGAUUUACAGAAACAUGGCAUCAUUUUAUGAACCAGUUAAAUUGAUAGGAGAGGGAUUGUCAGCCAAAGUAUUUUAAAGCAUUGAUAAGAAAAGUAAAAAUGCAGUAGCGGUAAAAAUGAUAAAACAGGAGUUUGGAAGAGAGGACUAAGCAUUGGACAUAGUCAAAACGGAAGUGUCAAUCUUAAAGUAGUUAAACCAUUAGAACAUAAUAAAGGUACUCGAAGUCUAUGAGAACGAUUAGACAUUUUGGAUAGUCCAAGAAUUCGUAGCAGGGACUCCAUUGAGUGAGACCCUGAAACAAAAGCUGCCCAGCGAAUAGAUUAAGACCAUAAUGAUUGGUCUCUUAAAUACAAUAAGUUAUUUACAAUCUCAAAAGAUAGUCCAUAGAGACAUAAAGCCAGAGAAUAUCAUAAUAUAGAAAGACAAUUCUAUAAAAGUGAUAGAUUUUGGAUUCGCAGCAAAUCUGAAGUUCGGAUCAGUCAGCAGUGUCUGUGGAACUCCAGGAUAUUAUGCUCCUGAGGUAUUGAGACAAAAAGAAUCCAGCUACAAUUCAGACAUGUUUAGUGUCGGAGUUGUUCUAUUUAAUUUGUAAGGAAUUCCUAAAAAACUAUUAGAAUAACAAACCAACCGAUGCUUAAAUCUAAGAUAUGAAGAGGCAGCGGAUCUUCUCAAGAGAAUGUUGGAAGUGGAUCCGACCAAAAGAAUUACGGCUACACAAGCCUUGGAACAUCCUUAUUUUAAGGAUAAAAUGGAGAAAACUAGUUACGAGAAGUAGGAUAGUCACUAUCUUCGGAAAAUAAAAUUAUAUAAUUAUAAUAGUAGUUAAAUAAUCAAUAAUAUCAGCAGAAGAAAAGCAAUAAAAGUCUGGAUGCUAAAACUACGAAUGUUAUUGAUUAAUGAAUUUAUAAAUUAUCAUUUUCUACUAUUUCUUUGCAGUAUUUUAUUGUCACUUAAUAAUUUUCAGUUUAAAUAAAUUCUCUUUAAUUUAUUUAUUGAACUUAUGGAUAUUCUUAUUUAUUCCUCAUCUCUUCACAAUGCUUAACAAUCUAAUCAAUCCAUAAGAAUCUAAACAAUAGGAACUGACUAAAGAUCGAAUAGUUUACAUUUCAAAAAUAUCAAUGUUAUCCUCAAAGAAUUGAAUAAAACUCACACCAGAAGGAAAAGCUGCUAUUGCACCGAAUGUGGAUGCAUGGGAAGGUUCUAAUUCGAGAAUAUGAACACAAGAUAGUUCUUUGAAAACUAGAAAAGCAAUUAGAUUGUCAAUACAAAAAGCGCCUUAACACUAACGCUACCAAAAUAAGAGAUCUUCUUUUAAAGAAAGAGAACAGUUAGAAAAACAGAUAAAAAAACAACGAUUAUCGAUAGCAGCACUACUGGUGAUAAAAUAGAUGAGUAGAAGACAUAAUAUUUCAAUUUCAACACGCAGUCGAGAUCUUCUCUCCUCUCUAAUAUUCUUGGAAAAAGAGACUUAUAGAUUAAACAAAUUAAUAAAAUCAGUAGACCAUAAGCUUAAUACGAUUGGAGCAAAAAAUGA
Molecule: messenger RNA, 1815 nt
Organism: Paramecium tetraurelia
Lineage: Eukaryota; Ciliophora; Oligohymenophorea; Peniculida; Parameciidae
Exons: 7
Biological process (GO): mitotic DNA damage checkpoint signaling; protein phosphorylation
Cellular component (GO): nucleus; cytoplasm
Molecular function (GO): ATP binding; protein serine/threonine kinase activity
Source: RefSeq, a predicted model, not a curated record